UGCUGUCAGCGGCUGGAGAUGGCAGCGGCGGCCUCGGCCGCGGUCCCCGGGGGCGGCUGAGGAGGAGGAGGAGGAGGAGGAGGAGGAGGAGGAGGAGGAGGAGGAGGAGGAGGAGGGGGAGCGGCUCCCGGGGCCUCGGGGGCUCCUCGGGGUCCCCCCCACCCCCACCACCCUUCACCCCCCGAGCGGGACGCGAACCCCGGGCGGGGCGUCUCGGCGACGCAGUGCGGCCCAUGGCGGCGAGAUCGGGGCAGGCCGAGCUGUGACCCGCCCGCCCGUCCUCCCGGCCGCCAUGGCGAGCCCCACCCUGAGCCCCGACUCCUCCUCCCAGGAGGCCCUGUCGGCGCCCACGUGCUCCCCGACCUCCGACUCCGAGAACCUCAGCCCCGACGAGCUGGAGCUGCUGGCCAAGCUGGAGGAGCAGAACCGGCUCCUGGAGGCGGACUCCAAGUCCAUGCGCUCCAUGAACGGCUCGCGCCGGAACAGCGGGUCGUCGCUGGUGUCCAGCUCGUCCGCCUCGUCCAACCUGGGCCACCUGGAGGAGGACACGUGGAUCCUGUGGGGCCGCAUCGCCAACGAGUGGGAGGAGUGGCGGAGGCGCAAGGAGAAGCUGCUCAGGGAGCUGAUCCGGAAGGGCAUCCCCCACCACUUCCGGGCCAUCGUGUGGCAGCUGCUGUGCGGGGCCACGGAGCUGCCCGUGAAGAGCCAGUACUCGGAGCUGCUCAAGAUGGCGUCGCCCAGCGAGAAGCUCAUCCGCAGGGACAUCGCCCGCACCUACCCCGAGCACGAGUUCUUCAAGGGCCAGGACAGCCUGGGCCAGGAGGUGCUCUUCAACGUCAUGAAGGCGUACUCCCUGGUGGACCGCGAGGUGGGCUACUGCCAGGGCAGCGCCUUCAUCGUGGGCCUCCUCCUCAUGCAGAUGCCGGAGGAGGAGGCCUUCUGCGUGUUCGUGCGCCUCAUGCAGGAGUACCGGCUGCGGGAGCUCUUCAAGCCCAGCAUGGCCGAGCUGGGCCUCUGCAUCUACCAGUUCGAGUACCUGCUGCAGGAGCAGCUUCCGGACCUGAACGCCCACUUCCGCUCGCAGAGCUUCCACACGUCCAUGUACGCCUCGUCCUGGUUCCUCACGCUCUUCCUCACCACCUUCCCGCUGCCCGUGGCCACCCGCGUCUUCGACAUCUUCAUGUACGAGGGCCUGGAGGUGGUCUUCCGGGUGGGCCUGGCGCUGCUGCAGGUCAACCAGACGGAGCUGAUGCAGCUGGACAUGGAGGGCAUGUCCCAGUACUUCCAGAGGGUCAUCCCGCACCAGUUCGACAGCUGCCCCGACAAGCUGGUGCUCAGGGCCUACCAGGUCAAGUACAACCCCAGGAAGAUGAAGAGGCUGGAGAAGGAGUACGCGGCCCUGAAGAGCAAAGAGAUGGAGGAGCAGAUCGAGAUCAAGAGGCUCCGCACGGAGAACCGGCUGCUCAAGCAGCGGAUCGAGACCCUGGAGAAGGAGAGCGCGGCCCUGGCCGAUAGGUUAAUCCAGGGCCAGGUGACGCGCGCGCAGGAGGCGGAGGAGAACUACGCCAUCAAGCGGGAGUUGGCGGUGGUCAGACAGCGCUGCAGCCUCACGGCGGAGGACCUGCAGCGGGCGGAGAGCACCAUCCGCGAGCUGCGGGGGCAGCGGGAGAACCAGCGGCUGACGGAGGACUUCGUGUCCCAGCUGGAGACGGAGCUGGAGCAGUCGCGGCUGCGCGAGGCCGAGACCCUGGGCGCCCUGAGGGCCCUGCAGGACAAGAGGAGCACCUCGCUGCCCGAGGAGGACAACGUGGCGCUGCUGCAGGAGGAGCUCAAGGCGCUGAGGGUGCGCGAGGGCGAGGCCGCGGCCUCCGCGCGGGAGCUGAAGCAGCAGCUGGAGGAGCUGACGGACGCCUGGCAGGCGCACGUGUCCCGCGGCGGCGGGGGGCGGCGGCGGGAGUCCCCCCGGAGGGCGGCGGGCGGCGGCGGCGGGCUGCAGGAGGAGCUGCUGGCGGCGCGGCUGCGCGAGGCCCGGGCGCUGGCGGACGGGCGCGAGUGGCGGCGGCGCGCGGCCGAGCUGGAGGCGCAGGACGGCGUGCGGCGGGGCCUGCUGAGCCGCGCCGAGGCCGAGCGCGCCGCCCUGCAGGAGCGGCUGCACUACCUGGCGGCGCAGAACAAGGGGCUGCAGACGCAGCUCGGCGAGAGCCGCCGCCGCCAGGCCGAGGCCGAGUGCAAGAGCAAGGAGGAGGUGAUGGCCGUGCGCCUGCGCGAGGCGGACAGCAUGGCGGCCGUGGCCGAGCUGCGCCAGCGCGUCGCCGAGCUGGAGAUCCAGCGGGAGGAGGGCCGCAUCCAGGGUCAGCUCAACCACUCAGACUCCACCCAGUACAUCCGCGAGCUCAAGGACCAGAUCGAGGAGCUCAAGGCCGAGCUGCGGCUGCUGAAGCGGCCUCCGCCCUUCGAGGCGGCGCUGGCGCUGGACGGGCUGAGCCUGGCGCGGCAGCUGGAGGAGGACUCGCUGCCGUCGUCGGAGGACGAGGAGGAGCCGCCGGGGGCGGGCGGGGCCGGGGGCGGGGGCGGGGGGGGCCCGAGCCGCUCUUCCCGCUGCCCCCGCGGGACGCGCGCUUCCUCCGCGGCCUGGAGCCGCCCCGGGACAGCGACGGCAGCUCCGACAGCGACGCCGACCCCGCCGGCCGCGCCCUUCGCCCGCGGGGGCCUGGACCACUGAGGCGGGGGGGGGGACCCCAUCCGGGGCCUGGACCACUGAGGCGGGGGGGGACCCCCAUCCGGGCCUGGACCACUGAGGCGGGGAGGGGGACCCCCAUCCGGGGCCUGGACCACUGAGGCCUCCAUCCGGGGCCUGGACCAGAGGCCUCCAUCCGGGGACCCUGCAUCCUGACCUCCAUCCGGGCCUGGACCACUGAGGCCUCCAUCCGGGGACCCUCCAUCCGGGGACCCUCCAUCCGGGGCCUGGACCACUGAGGCCUCCAUCCGGGGCCUGGACCACUGAGGCCUCCAUCCGGGGACCCUCCAUCCGGGGACCCUCCAUCCGGGCCUGGACCACUGAGGCCUCCAUCCUGACCUCCAUCCGGGGACCCUGCAUCCUGACCUCCAUCCGGGCCUCCAUCCGGGCCUGGACCACUGAGGCCGGGGAAGGACCCUGCAUCCUGACCUCCAUCCGGGCAUGGACCACUGAGGCCUCCAUCAAGGGACGCUGCAUCCUGACCUCCAUCC
This is a messenger RNA of Meriones unguiculatus (Mongolian gerbil), 3228 nucleotides long. It is a transcript of the gene Evi5l, whose product is annotated as ecotropic viral integration site 5 like. NCBI's taxonomy places the organism in Eukaryota, Metazoa, Chordata, Mammalia, Rodentia, Muridae. The record is from RefSeq and is a predicted model, not a curated record. The transcript has 19 exons. The coding region runs from base 293 to 2722 and encodes 809 amino acids.